This is a messenger RNA of Cyprinodon tularosa, 5493 nucleotides long. RefSeq names its product Rho guanine nucleotide exchange factor (GEF) 37 (gene arhgef37). NCBI's taxonomy places the organism in Eukaryota, Metazoa, Chordata, Actinopteri, Cyprinodontiformes, Cyprinodontidae. Gene Ontology annotation, molecular function: guanyl-nucleotide exchange factor activity; protein binding. The transcript has 16 exons. Bases 411 to 2747 code for a protein of 778 amino acids. The record is from RefSeq and is a predicted model, not a curated record.
AGCAAACAGGAAGUAGUAUCAAGUUGUGUGCUUUGCUCUCUUUAACAACAGGUGUGGAGAGCCUCAGCUAUGGACGUCAGAGGAGGAGUAAAUACGCGAUGACAGGAGAAUAACAACAUGACAGUCCCUCUACAGUUGGAAGAGGAUGGGAAGUCCCACCGUGCUUUUGUCUCCUGUGAGAAGAGAACUUUAGCGCCCCGUCUUGAUUGGCUCCUUUUAGUUUUCUAUGAAGUCUUUUCAUGGUGUCGCCUGAUUGGUCCUUCAGACCUGUGUGAGGACUGAUCUGCCAAUUGUUAUCAGUCUUGCAGCGUCUUUCCUCUGCAGCUCGGCGUUCCCCGAACGACAGGAUAAGGAAGGAAGAUCUCGGUUUACUGCAGCUGAACCAGGAUUUCGCUGAAGUGAUCUUCACCAUGGAGGUGCCCAGUAGACCGCCGCCUUCCGACUUCAAACUCCGUAAAUCGGCUUCAUCUCCUCUACGCUAUUCAGGAGCAAUAAAGAAGGUUUCCAAGAAAAAACAAAUGGGGGGAAAUUUGCCGGAAUAUGGAAAUGAAGAAAAUGACAAUCAGUUUGAAGAGAAUAAACUUGACACUGAGGAAGAGACAGUAGAGGAAUCUGUGUUUCUAAAACCACCAACUGAUUCCUCGGAAGUCGUAGAUGUAGCUGCGCAUCAAAUACUGAUAAGACUACCUUCACAGGACAGUUUCUCAGAGGAGAGCUUUGUGUCAGAGGAGCGGCUGGCAGAGGAAGCCAAAAAGAAGAAGGAGGAGGAGGAGGCAGCAGCGAAGGAGAGGCAAUCUCAGAGACAGAUGAUGGCUAUAGAAGAGCUUGCCCAAUCAGAGAAGAGUUACCUCAGAAUGCUGCAGAUUUGCACUGUAAACAUCAGGAACAACCUGCAGAACCUCCAGCCUCCUCCACCCAACCUGGACAGUGUGUUUCUCUACAUAGAUGAGGUGAUGGAUGUAUCAGGUCGGCUUCUCAGCAUGUUGGACCAAAAGCAGCUCACCCCUGAAAACCCAGACUUCCUAGAAACCCUCUGUACCUCAUUCCUCAGCCUCUCCUCAGAUAUUGAAGCAGCUUAUAAAGAAUACUUGCGGCACUAUAAUCAUGUCUCAUUAGUGGAGAACAGCUACAAACAGAAGGAGGCACUUUGGAAUGACAUCGUUACAAUCAUCAAGACCUCAGCACCUGAGGUCAAUGCCACCUCUUUGAGUUUCUUCUUGGUGAUGCCGGUGCAGCGGAUUGCCCGCUAUCCUCUCCUCCUGCAGACCAUCCAGAAGCACACUGACCCCUCUCACCCAGCAUACGGCCUACUGGAGCAGACUGCUCACACUUCUGUCGCCUUAAAUUGUCGUAUCAACGAGUACAAACGCUUCAGAGAAGUCGCUGAUAAAUACAAGAAGACGGAAAACCUGACUAUUAUCGACAAGAUCAACCGACUUAACACACACAGCAUCGCAAAGAAGACAGCAAGGUUCAGUCAGCACAUCAAACACGAGACUGGAAUGGUGCCAAAGCUGGUGGAUGAAGAGUUUGAUGCCCUUGAAGGUUUCUUUAACAUUCUGGAGGAUGGGAUCCUGGUUCUUCUGGAGAACGUGGAAACAUACCUGCUCCACCUACAGAGGUUCCUGGAAUGUAAGACAGAAGAGUUCGACUUUGACAUGGAUGGAGAAAAGACCCCUAUUUGCUAUAAGGAGAUCAAGACCGCGCUCAGACAGUGGAUCCUUCCAAUGUUUGAAAAAAGGAUGAGGGUUCUGAUCUACAAACCCCUCUGUGACCUCCGUGACCUCCUGGUCGGCCCCAAGAACCUGAUUAGAAAGAGACUCCACAAGCUGCUGGACUACGAAGUGAUCGAAGGCAAAUCCAAACUGAGCUACGACGAACAGGCUGUGGCAAACGCAUACAAGACAAUUAACACGCUGCUCCUCAAUGAGCUUCCUCGCUUUAAUGGCCUAGCUCUGCAGAUGAUCUGGCGAAUGUUGGGAACGUUCAGCUGCUUGCAUCGAGAUCUGGCUGCAGACAUGGAGCAGGUCUUUCAAAGCUUUGCUCAACAGCUCCCUCACAGCUCUCUGCACCCUAAGGAAUUCCAGGAGUGGGUGGAAUCUGCAGUGCUGGAAGGAGCGAGGCAGUUGGAGACUUUAUGCCAAAGUGUGGAGGAAGCUCUCAAUGCUCCAGCUGCCCAGCCUCUGAGCCCGUCCUCUCAGCGCCGUCUGAAGCAGCUGACAGAUAAACACGGCUCUGGAAAGAUCUUCCAGGUGACAAGCACGGUGGUGGCCACCCGGGACUUCGACCUGAACCUGACUAAGGGAGAGUUGGUGGCCCUCAUCAGCGAGACCGACACCCGCGGAGACAAACGGAGAUGGCUGGUUGAUGCAGGAGGAAAAAAAGGCUAUGUUGCGUCCGCAAAGCUUGCUCGCUAUCACCAAGCAGUGGAGGACCCGCCCCCCUCUCCAUUUCUUCCUAUGCCAGCGGAUAUGAGCGGAUUAAGGAGACAUUCCUGCACCCCAGACCCCCAACUCAUCCAGGUGACAAGUCGACCUUUAUUCCAGGUGAUUGCUGCCUACGACUUCACAGCCAGAGGAAACCAUGAAGUAUCUGUCCAUGCCGGUGAGCCCGUCCGCGUCCUGGAGCCCCACGAUAAACGAGGGAACCCUGAGUGGAGCCUGGUGGAGGCCAGGGGUCAGAGAGGCUAUGUGCCCUCCAACUACCUCACCAGGACACCAGUGAUCCCUUCACUAGGAAGGCAGUAAAACACUAGCAUGUUAUGUACUGUCUACUAUAUUUGGCUUUGAACCUGCAGCUGCUUCUAAAACAUGUAAAAUACAUGCUUUAUAUGUCAAAAGAAAUUUUAAACUACAGUAUAAGUAAAAAAAACAAACAAACAAAAAAAAACAGUUAAACUAGGUUAAUGGAAAGACCAAUAGGGUUUAUCUCCAUAAAGAUAAACUCGAUAGUUUAUCUAAGAAGUUUUUAAAGAUCAGCAGAAAAACUGAUUUCAAAACCUUUACGUGCAAAAUUAUUUAAGUCUGUUUGGGGUUUUUUUUUUUUUUUUUUUUUUUGUUCGGCGUAGAAAUGUAGUUUUUUUGUGUGUUUUUCUAUAACAAAAAAUCAGACGUCCUGCUGCCUGUUUAACACAUUUAACAGCUUAUUACUGCAGAAUAGAAAUAGUUCAGUUUUAAUCCUUAAAAUUUUUUUUAUUUCUUGUUUCCGUAAAAAAAUGACAUUACUCUAAAUCGCAUAAGUUGAAGCUAAAUAUCAAACAAAGAAUGUUUCCAGGUUCAAGUAGCCUGAAUGUGUGCAAUAGAAAACACUGAUCCAGUGCCUCCACUUUAAAGUGGACCUAUUAUUAUUUUUCUUUUUUUGAUUUUCUAGUUGUGACACUGUACACAAAUGAAGGAAGCUGCUGCUACCCAACUCUGUUAUACUCUGACUGGGUUCUCAUCCCUUACUCAUGGGAACUUAGGAAGGGUAAAGGUUUACUGUGAAAGUAGCAUGAAGGACAAUCUGAAAGUUACCCUGUCAAAUGAUUGUGGUAUUCCUGGAUGGCCCACACUGUAUCACCUGAAGAAGAAGGAAUCUUAGGUUUAACAUUGACUCAUUUCCCAUAAUUCUCAGCAGAAACGAAGGAAACAGAAAUAGAUGAGGAUACACGGCGUGCUCUCGUUAGACUCUCCAUGUCAGUAGGAGAGCUACAGCAGUGAGAGCAAACAGUGUGUGAGCGUCCUAAUAGAAACCUGGCUGACAGGUGAUUGCGUGUGAGAGUCUCCUCCCCCUCACCUGGAUCCAGGAGCAGACUGUGUAUGCAGACUGGCAGAUACACAGCGCUCUCAUCAUCUCAGACUUUCUAAUAAGAUGUAAAUGCAGAAUAUCUCAGGGGCUGAGCAGGAAAAGAGACAGGAGAAACGGUGGAGCUGAAAAGGAGCAGAAAUAGAUUUAUUCUCGGGGAAAGUUGAAGGCGGUGAUUUGUUGCCAUUGUUUUAAUCCCCUCAGUCCCAGCAGCAGCGAAGAAGGUCGUUUCUUAGACAGAUUUUACUUAACAAGGUUAUAUAAUGGAUAUAAAGCGGCGCAGACAGACAGAGGUGACCUACUUCUGUGUUUCUAACACACCUGAUAACGCUUGUUGCCAUGGAUACGGUUUAAUCAGUGUUGUUUUUUUCUACUCCUCUCAUGUGUGGAAAUGUUGGGACAAGCAGGUUCAAGUCAUACAGAGUUUGUCCAAUUUUAGUUUUUUUGAGGCCAAAGAGGAUUUAGUCCAGAUUCUUGAAAUACAAGAUGUUAAAAUCAAAUUUUUGGUAUAAAGAUCUAUAAUGUAAUAUUUUAAGAAACUUUAGUGUGCCUAAUACUGAAAAAAAAAUCUUAAAAUACUUUUAUUUUAAAAGAAAAAUAAAAAAACAAAAAAGGGUGAUUUAUUUUAUUAAUAUAGUAAUUUUGAAAUAGUGACAUUAUGAAUAAUAACUGAACUUCACUGCUGAAUGUCCCAUGUACCCACUGCACAAAACUGAAAAAAACAUUCAAGCCGCCAAAACUACAACAAUGCAUUGAUAAUUUCCUAAAAUAUAUAUUUUUUCCUUUUAAUUUGCUCAGACACUUAGCAGCUUUUGUUCUUUAAAGCUGAUAAGUAGCGUUUAUUGCUGUGGGAGUGGAGCAGAGGGAGCUCCGGUAGCUCUGAGUCCGAGCUGCUCAGCUGGAUCUCAUCUCUCUCUGUCGGUUUGAAUGUCAGAUCGGAGCAGAGCAGCAGGAGGCACAGGAAAGACACACUGCAGAGAUACUUCCAAAAUGCCACUGUAGCAAAUGUCCUGAAGGUUAGUCUAACCUCUGGAGGAAAGAUGAAGUUUUCCAAAAAGGCCUCUAACCGGAUAAAACUCCUUAAACCAUGCAGGUGGCAAAUGUGCAGCAUAAUUUAGAUUUAAUUUUGUCACCUUUUACAAACAAAGCAGGCAUCUGAAUGUAUUUGGUGGAUUUUAGGAUAAUUUAAAAAGACAUCUGGAACCACUUUCUAAAAACUGGAUGAAUUCUACCAACCCUGAAGGAUGUUGAGGGACUGUUGCCCAGAAAAGACUUGUUAUUUCAUCCUUCCACCACUAGAGGGAGGAUGUGUUUCUACUGUGUAACAUGUUUGUUUGCUGUUGCUAUUAACAUCAUUACCUUUGUCAGUAUUUAUCCUGACACGACCUUAAAAGCACAAUUAAAGCAGAUUCUGUAAUAAUUUAAUGCUGUUGAAGCUUUUAUAAUUGUUUAACUCUUUGGUAAUGAUGCUUUCUUUUUUGUGAGUCUUUUAUAUGUGUAAUUUAUUUAAAUAAAAACGUAUUAAACUGUGUAAUGAUAAUUAUGCUUCAUCUCUCUCCCAGAGAUGAAGCAUCAAACCUUUGGAGGUAUUUCCAGAGUUAUGAUGUUGAGCUCCAUCGCUGUCAUGUAUUUGCACAGCAGAUGGGGGUCUCUGUGCCUGGGCAGCUGUGAUCUGGUUGUGAGGCUUCAAUAAAAACAGAGCUAAAAGUA